Messenger RNA from Labeo rohita (rohu), 2367 nucleotides. Its product is annotated as tectonic-3-like. The coding region runs from base 209 to 2176 and encodes 655 amino acids. The record is from RefSeq and is a predicted model, not a curated record. Gene Ontology annotation, biological process: smoothened signaling pathway; cilium assembly. The transcript has 15 exons. Lineage: Eukaryota; Metazoa; Chordata; Actinopteri; Cypriniformes; Cyprinidae.
GAGAGAGCGCGCUUAUAUUUCCUUGACAACGGUCUGUGUGAUGUUAUUGCAUAUGUCUGCCUUGAGUAGGUUGUAAUUCAAUACAUUGUACAGUAUAAUGCUUAUGAAAUGAUAAAUACAGUGCAAACUACCUUUUGUAAAUCUUUCUAAUGUUAAUGAUUAUGGUUAUAUCCAAAGGCAUCCCGAAUUAACAGGUUAUCUUCAACAAAUGUCGAACGGUAUCUUCUAUCGUUUUUUCCAUUUGGUUUUGAUCCCCUUAGUGUGUAGUUUUCCUCAAGAGAUUUAUUGUCAGAACACUGCGCAACACGAUCCAAUAAAUUCAUCGGUUUCACCUGCAUCGGCAGCGCUGAGUGCCACAUUCACAGAUGACAGUGCUGUUCUUUCCACCGAUGCUACCAUAGAGCUCACAAGUCCAGCGGGUGAGGAACAGGAUGCAUUUAUGUCAAAAAAAAAAGCGACGAAUUCUGAAAGCACAACACAGAGUAUAAUUGAUCAGACUCCAAAGAGCACUGAUCUGACCCAGUACCCCUUAGCUUUUACUGAUAAGGCACCUACAAUCACAAACCAGUUAGGAUUAACAACAACAGAAGUGUCCAAUGAAUUGAGGGCAGAAAUUAACUCAACAGAUUCAACAAACUUAACGGACUCAUCUGCCACUGCAACUCUAAAUAAUGGCACAUUCAUAGCUGGUAGUGACGUUCUGCCUACUCAUGCCACCACAGAGCCCACCACAAUCCAUCAGAACGGCUGCCUGUGUGAUGUCACACCUGACUUCUGUGACAUUGGAUGCUGUUGUGAUGUCAUGGACUGUGGAUUAAUGAACCUCAGCUCUGUGUUUAACAGCUGCAGCCUGGAUGUGGGGUCUGGCAUCUGUCUUGAGAACUGGCUGGUGUUCAGAGCACAAAUUGAUCCAGCACUCGUUACUCUGACUGGAAACCUAUUUUGUGUUCAGAGAGAAAAGGAAAAGCAGUCAGCUGCUCAGGCUUCCCCUGUUCAUUUUCAACCAAAGUCCCUCUAUCCAUUCUUACUGAGAGAGCUUACAGCCUUCAACAAUCAAAAAAACAACUUUUACAAGGUUGAUGACAUCAUUCUGACCUACUAUGGCCGUACAUCCAUGGUGAGCACACUUAGACAGCCAUCACCAGGUCCGACAUCAUCUGCCUGCAUCAACCACAAUCCUGCAAGGUUCUUGCGUUCGAGUUCUUUAUCUUGCUCUCGUGCUGUGACAGCAUGCUCAUGUGUGGAUGACAGCAGUUUAAAUGCUCUCACUUAUUACACAGGCUUCAGUUUACUGAGGUCUCCCAGUACUCAGGUGGAGAACAUGCCGGAGCUGGUUAUCCCAAUUUCUAUGGUGAGUGACUGGCCUGAGCCUCGUCAUCAAAAUGGCUCAUGUCUGAAUGUGGUAUCAAAGGUAGAGUAUGUGAUCAAGUACACAAGCAAAGGGGAGAUUGCAGAAGCUACACUGAACAUAGAACUGAUGAACACAACUGCAGAUACACAACUACUUCAAAAGCAUGUGGUUAUUUUUCAGUUGGACAGACCUACACCUCCCAUGCCCACACUAACACCUCCCUCACCUCCAGAGGGCCUGAAACUGGAAUCAUCACUGGUUGGCUGGUUUGGUGAAAAUGCACAAGCUUUGACAGUUCUGGGGUUAUCUGAGGAUGGAGGAUGUUCUGCCAGUCUCGCUAAUCGCCCCCCUGUUCUUUUCAGACAAAACACUGUUACUGGCUGCACCUUCAGGUCUUUGUCCAGUGCAUGUGGAGUAUUACGGGCUGAGCUUUUGAGUGUUUUAGCAGGGGCUGCAGUGCCUGAACUGAUCAGUAUGACUGCAGGCUCUCAGACAAAGCAGAGUCGUGUCAUUUCACAAGACUGCUCCACAUCAGCUUUAGAAGCGUGUGAGACGGGCUGUCUCUUGCCCGUGUCUUUAUCAGUGCAGGUGCUCUGGGCUCAGAGGGGACUCAGUGCCCUGCCACAGAACCACAUCUUGGGGGCCAAAUUCAUCUUUGGUUGUCAGAAAUUCAAGUGUCCUCUCCGGUCUUCCAUCCCAGUGACCACUGAGGUGAUAUUCUCUGAUGCUACAGUUUACCCAGAAGCCCCGUGGGGGGAGCUUCAACCUGAAUGGAAGUUUCCAUAUCCUUUUUUUCCCAGAGCUGGACAGUUUGCUCAAGAUUAAAUAAAUUUUAGUACCAGCUAAUGAUGGAAAACUUUCUCAAGACAUUAUGACAAGAGGUAGUGUGUAAUUUCUCUAGUACUAAAAGCACAAAAGAGAACUGAAAAAAAAAAAAAAAAAAAAAAAAAAAAAAGUAGCACAUGAUCUCCUCGGACAUCCGUAUGUUUGGAAACAAUUUUUAAAAUUUGUUUUAU